AUGUUGCUGCUCGAAGAUUUCUUUGAUUCUGCAUUGGUGAUUUGCAAAUGCAGUAUUGAAGGAAAGAAAGAGCUAGUGGAUUUCUUUUUGCCUGAGCUAGGGCACCUAGURACAGAGGCAAAUCUUUGCUGCGCUCUGCAUCUGGAGGCCUURAGGACCCUCAACUCUAUACUUGACAGUCUCCCACGGGAGGAGAGAAAGAAGUUCCCUCUAUCUGAGGAGAUGUGCUCGCUCACGAAAGACCUUGCAAAAACUAUACUGGAGGUUGGUGAUUAUGACCUUCAAGUUGCCCUUUCAGAAGCACUUUGUAGAUUAAUGAUGAAAAAAUGGAGAGAUGACCUUGUUCACCACUGGUUUGAAGAUAAUUAUCUUGCUGAAGCUUUCAAAGAGAUCAAGGAUCGAGAAUUUGAGACGGACUGCAGAAAAUUUCUUAACCUACUAAAUAAAAGGCUUGGAGAUAAAAGAAGAGUCUAUUCAUUUCCUUGCAUAUCUGCUUUUGCUGACAUGAACGAGGUGAAGAAACCAUCGGAUGAGAAGCUGGAGGAGUUCUGGAUUGACUUCAACACURGCAGCCAGAGUGUGACUUUCUACGUGGACUGCAAUGAGGGAACUCUUUGGGACUCUGUGAGGUUGUCAAAAGAAGCUGUCAACAGUUACAGUGUGAAGGAGAAGGAUAGACAAAAGAUUGUAAAAUUUUUUAUGAAUAUACCCACUACUGUUAACAAAACAGAAGUAACAAAAGUCAAACUGGUUUUCAGUGCUGAGUUUGAAAUCUUAAGUAUACUUAGAAAAGUCCUGGGAGAUGAAAAAAUUAUGACAGUUGAGUCUGAAGAGGAGACAGUCCAUGCUGAGAAGCAAACCAUGCGGAAUGAAGCAGAGAUACCUGUGUCCUCUAAUGYACAGAGGAGGAAAAAUCCUUCAAACUCUGAAAAUGUGGAGACUCAAAAAGACAGUUUAACCCCUCAGCCAAGACAGCAGUUAACAGGCACCGUAACAAAAAUGGCUAACUCUGGUGYUGCCGUGGUUACAGUGAGCCAGCAGACUGACCUGGAAGAUGCAAACCAAGAAAAAAAGUCCAAAACUCCAUCUCCAAGGAUGAAUGCUAAGCCUAGUGAGAUGCCCYUAGAAGAAGAACCUAUGGAUGAGUCAGCACCAAAGAAUGCUACCGCGAAAAAGAGAAACAGGAAAACAAGUUUGGCCAAGAAGGGGGCUGGAGGCAGGAAGGAACUCUAUGACUUUGAAAACUCAGACUCCUCAAGUCAUGAAAAGGUUGCUGAAGCUAAAGGAAAGAUUCUUGGCCAGAACAUUUCUUCAAAAAUUCAGAGGACUUAYGAAACAAGAAGCAAGAGCAAGGGAUCAAACAGCCUUGACAARAGGCAGCCCAGUUACAGGAAACAUCUUUUCUCUGAAAGCAACAAUGAGAAUACAAGCACUGGUCAGAGUGAAAAAAGCUGGAUCCUUGACUCUCAGAUACAGUUGGUGCCAAAAUCUGUUGACUAUACCCGAAAAAGACCCAGAGUGAGAAGUAAAUUAAAAGUGCUUCCAGUGUCUUCUGCAAGCAGUGGCAGUGACUACGAGUCAAAGAAGCAGGGAGAAUCAAGGCAAAGAGCUCAAAAGGAGAUGCUAAAGGAAAAAAACACAUUUAGCUCCAAGGGAGAUGAUUUACCCACUGUGGAUCUUGCUGAUGAAACRCUCUCAGAGGAGCCUGGAGGGAGUCCAYUGCUGCUUGGUGCAUCUGCCAGGASCUAUUCCAGCCAAGUGCAGAAGGCCACCCAGAAGUUUCACAGUACACCUAGCAAAUCAAGAGAAGAAGAAAGUGCCAAGCGGAAGGACUCAGAGAUAUUAAGCAACACUAUCAUAAAAAAGCCUAAAUUUUCCAGUUUGGAGAAAAAUCCCUUGCCUGCAGAGACUAGCCAUACAUCAAAGAAAAUUUUUGAUUCAGUGAAAGAAGAAGCAGAGAUCCAAAAAGGUCAGGAAAUGGAUAGCACAGAUGACGUGUUUUUUGCCAAGAUGCUACACGAAGAUUUGAGUGAUUCAGGAGUGAUUGCUGCCUUUGAAAGCUUUCUUGGCCAAUUGAAGAAAUUGUUCUGGUCCCGGUACAAAAGGAUGGAGAUCAACACACAGAAUGCCCUGAGGUCUUCAGAGAAGAACUUCUCUACCCUGCUGGACCAGAUACACAAGUGCAGGCUGAAUAAAUUUGAGACCUUCCAGAAGAUUGUUGUUGAAGAGCUUGCCAACCUUGAGAAGGAAACUCAAAUUCUGGCAAGCAUGGAGAAAGAUGCACUGGAUUUCUGGAAUGCACAGCUGCUUAAACUGAAUACUUUCUGCAACGAGCAAAAGCAAAGAAUUGAGUCUGUUGACUCAGGCCUGGGUGAAACAGCAAAGAGUUUUGCUGAUGCUAUACAGAAUACMACGCAUGAGCAUCCCAUGAAGAAGGAAAAAGAAAACAAUGUAUUUAUUGUUCCUUCUGACUAGCAACCCCCUGAAUUCAUUAUUGCUCAUAGCAUUUGAGCACCUUGUGUACAGCAUAGAGAAGAUACUUCUGUGAAGGAUGUUAGUCUGUUUUAAAUGAAAAGAAAAAAGAGGAGGAAAAAGCAUCGAUGUUGAGCUUUUUUGCCUAAAAAGAAUAUAUAGCACUAAGUGGUCCAAUUGUGACCCCUGUAUUGAUAACAAGUUUUUUUGAAAA
This is a messenger RNA of Malurus melanocephalus (red-backed fairy wren), 2686 nucleotides long. RefSeq names its product synaptonemal complex protein 2 like (gene SYCP2L). The coding region runs from base 1 to 2475 and encodes 824 amino acids. The record is from RefSeq and is a predicted model, not a curated record. Lineage: Eukaryota; Metazoa; Chordata; Aves; Passeriformes; Maluridae. The transcript is spliced from 32 exons.